AAAAGUCAAAUAGCUAGCAAGGUGAUCGGAAAAGAGAGUCAAUGGCUUCCAAUCUCUUGAAAAUCAUCUGCAUCUUCUUCUUGAUUUCCAUGUUCUCAGUACAAGUCCUCUCAGUAGUGGAAGAGUGCGGUGAGGAAGAAGACGACAGCUGCAUAGACAAGAAGAAAGCCUUGCCACUCAAAAUUAUAGCCAUUGUAUCCAUUCUCGUCACGAGCAUGAUUGGGGUGAGUUUACCCCUCGUCACACGCUCGAUUCCAGCCCUCAGUCCGGAAGGAAACCUUUUCGUGAUUGUUAAGUGUUUCGCCGGAGGUAUCAUUUUGGGUACUGGGUUCAUGCAUGUUUUACCAGAUUCAUUCGACAUGUUGUCGUCCAGCUGCUUGAAGGAAAAUCCAUGGCAUAAGUUUCCUUUUACCGGAUUUGUUGCCAUGUUGUCUGCUAUAAUUACAUUGAUGGUAGACUCAAUGGCAACCAGUAUAUACACUAAGAAAAACAGAAAUGGAGUUCUUCCUGAGUCACAAGGAGAUCAAGAGAUGGCUGUAGUGAAUAAUGGGCAUUCUCAUGGCCACCACCAUGGAUUCAAACUUGAUGUUGAUGGUUCACAACUUCUCCGUUACCGCGUAAUUGCCAUGGUUUUGGAGUUGGGAAUCAUUGUCCAUUCAGUUGUGAUAGGGCUUUCUCUUGGAGCCUCGAACAACACUUGCACAAUCAAAGGACUAGUAGCUGCUCUUUGUUUCCACCAAAUGUUUGAAGGAAUGGGACUUGGUGGUUGCAUUCUUCAGGCUGAGUAUAAGCUUAUGAAGAAGGCUAUAAUGGCCUUCUUCUUCUCAGUAACAACCCCAUUUGGAAUUGCGCUUGGCCUGGCACUAUCGACUACGUACAAAGAAAACAGCCCUCGUGCUUUGAUUACUGUUGGUUUGCUUAAUGCCUCGUCGGCUGGCCUUUUGGUUUAUAUGGCUUUGGUGGAUCUUCUUGCUUCUGAUUUCAUGGGGAAAAAGUUGCAAGGUAGCAUCAAGUUACAAAUCAAAUCUUAUGUGGCUGUUCUAUUGGGUGCUGGUGGGAUGUCUCUCAUGGCGAAAUGGGCUUAGAAAAAAGAAAGCUAUGCAUCAUUAAUUAAUAAAGUGCCAGAAAUAAUUUCGUUUUCAGUUUGUUUUUGAUUUGGUUGAAACAUGUUGCUGAGUACAUCUGAGUACAAGUUGAUCGUUUUUCAUUUUCUUGAUGUAGAUUUGUGGGAAAAGUACUUCCUUUGCAUUUUGCUCUUAGUUCAUGUUGACUAAGCUUUAAAAAAAUUACUUAUAAAGAAGUAAAUUUUAAUAUAAAUUACUUUUUCA
Molecule: messenger RNA, 1328 nt
Organism: Olea europaea var. sylvestris
Lineage: Eukaryota; Viridiplantae; Streptophyta; Magnoliopsida; Lamiales; Oleaceae
Product: fe(2+) transport protein 1-like
Exons: 3
Coding region: 42-1085 (347 amino acids)
Biological process (GO): zinc ion transmembrane transport
Cellular component (GO): plasma membrane
Molecular function (GO): zinc ion transmembrane transporter activity
Source: RefSeq, a predicted model, not a curated record